Molecule: messenger RNA, 2351 nt
Organism: Triplophysa dalaica
Lineage: Eukaryota; Metazoa; Chordata; Actinopteri; Cypriniformes; Nemacheilidae
Product: ras-like protein family member 10B
Exons: 4
Coding region: 545-1228 (227 amino acids)
Molecular function (GO): GTP binding; GTPase activity
Source: RefSeq, a predicted model, not a curated record
AGCAACAUGUCAAUGACAAGUUCACCCACCCCACAUGCUGUUUAAACGCGUGCUCGUAUUUACUCUCGUUUACGUUCGUGUGACUGACGCGCAGCGUAUUUACGCACCGGAGAGAGAACAGACGGGCUGCUGCUGACUGACAUCCACUCCACUGAGCUCCAGAGCGGAGGUCUCGCCUUUAUCACAUUCAAUUAACCUGUGAUGCUUGCCCGGUGAUGCGCAAGGUCUCGGCUCGGUCCACUACACCGCUUUUACGCGCAGGCGUUGAUGGAUCUGUCCGUUAACCACAGACGAACAUCCGCGCACCGUGCCGCGCGCUAGACGUGAGAGAACAGGAUAGUCGUCAAGGACGGGUUACUUCUUCAACUGAAUUCGUUCAGAGAGUGUAAGAAAUCGAUGAGAAACAUCGUGCACGUGCACAGCAGCCCACACCAAUCCAAGAAUGGAACUUCUUACCUGGGUAUGAGAGGUCUAUGAAUGGGACUGUGCUGUGGCCACGACGGCUCUCCAGUCAGGACUAUGUGCUGCCCGCGCACCCCUCUGAAUGCACUGGCCAACUGUUUGCGAGAACAGGGAGGGCGGGGCGGCCCACCGGGGACGAGCUGGAAGCAGGGUCACGCCGGCUCCUUUCCGAAUCGCUGUGCUGGGGGCCCAAGGGGUGGGAAAAACAGCGAUUGUACAGCGCUUUCUUCACUAUGACUACAGUGAGGUACCAGUGUCCACUAAAACGCGCAGGGUGCACCUUUCUGCCGCAGUGCUUAACGGUCAUGUCCAUGACCUCCAGAUCACAGAUUAUCCGGCCAUCAGCAGGUUCCCUGUCAGCACUUUGCAGGAAUGGUCAGACGUUUGCUGUCGAGGCAUUCGAAGUGCUCACGUCUACAUCCUGGUAUAUGACAUCUGCUGUUUCGACAGCUUCGAGUAUGUCAAAACCAUGCGGCAGCAGAUCCUGGAGACCAGGGUCAUGGGGUCUGGGGACACUCCUAUUCUGAUUGUGGGCAACAAGCGUGAUCUGCAUCGAGGUCGCGUCAUCCCCCGGCACAGGAUAUCUGACUUAGUCCAUAAGAGCUGGAAGUGCGGAUAUGUGGAGUGCUCUGCAAAGUUCAACUGGCAUAUUCUUUUGCUGUUCGGAGAUGCGCUACGCAGUGUGGGAUGCGCACGCUGCAAACACAUCCACGCCACCAUCCGUUUCCAGCGAGCGCUCAGGAGAGAGCGCUGCGUCCUGAUGUGACAUUCACAGUCUCAACUGUAAUGGAUAGUUAAAAUGGUCCAUGGGAUUUUUCAGGUUAUGGCUGCUUCAUGGUUUCCUGGUCAUAUAGGGAGGUGCAGUAACACUUGCCAAGGAUGUCAUUUGGGAUUUUAAUAGUAAAAUGACAGACAUGGUCGAAAAAAGGAAGUCAGUCCCCGUUGCUUCUAAACUUUAAACUGAUGUUUCCUCAUUAAGCCUAGAAGAACGCAACAUCUCUGCCUCAUAGCCUGGAAAUCCAAACUGGAAAAAUAAAAUAAUGUUACAAUAGCUCUGUUCUGUCAUUCAGGCAGGGACAGCAAAUGCGCACUCACCUAUGCUUAUGCUGAGCCAAUGCUGAAGGGUCUUCAUCACCUGAUUGAUUUACAAAGCUUAUGUAAUUUUCUUCUUAUGAAAAGUGAAAAUAUUUGAGAACUUUUUUAAGAAGGAACAUUCUCACAAGCUUCAUUUAGUUUAUCUUAAGAACAAUCUUAUAUUUUGUCUUAAGAACAGUUUUGUGAAUCCGGUCCCAGGUGCCCAAAAUAGGCACCUCUCAUUCUGCAAUUCUCCACAGAACACAAACCAGUCUAGUUUCUGAUGUGGACACUUUAUCAAGGAACUUUUUGAUAGUGUAUUAUCUCAAAAAUCUCAUUUAUGCCAAGGUAUGAAAAUGUGUCACAAUAGUCACAUUAAUUUAUUCAUUUGAAGAAUAUAAUCUCUUAGUGUAUUUUGAUCCUAUGGUCAUAAAUUGUAAAGCGCACAUGUUUUAGGCAGAGGACAAUAUUCAUGCGAGACAAAGAAAAUGUAUCUUCCUUACUGAUUUUACCCAACACAUAACAAAUCAGCUAAUGAUGCACAACCCUGUCUGAACAAAUACAUGAUAAGCACAUGUACGUCUAAAGAUGAUUGUAGUCUAAUAAAUGGAUAGACACUGAAAACAAAUCCUUUUUUUGUUUGUAUCUCUUUUUCAUAGCCAAUGUGUUGUUAAAGAUCCUACUACAAUUAUUGUAAAAUCUAUAAUAAAGAGUUGAUUUAAAGCUGGAACAGUAUAAAUCAAUAAGGCAAAACACAAUUAAGCUGAGUGAGACUAAGCUAGUGUGUACUAAAGCUUUGUUGUAAUUAUUUGUUC